This is a messenger RNA of Vigna angularis (adzuki bean), 699 nucleotides long. RefSeq lists its product as uncharacterized. Bases 1 to 699 code for a protein of 232 amino acids. NCBI's taxonomy places the organism in Eukaryota, Viridiplantae, Streptophyta, Magnoliopsida, Fabales, Fabaceae. The record is from RefSeq and is a predicted model, not a curated record. The transcript is spliced from 3 exons.
AUGAAUGCUAAGUGGUUGAGUGAGACAUUAGAUAAUUCACUACAUGAAAAUCCGAAUUUAAAGAUAAAUGAAAUACACUCAAAAGCUUUGAGGAAAUGGAAUAGUAAUGUCACAAUUUCUAAAGCUCGUAGGGCAAAGAUAAUUGCAUUUUGCAAAGUUGAAGGUAGUUAUAAAAAUCAGUUCAAAAGAAUAUAUGACUAUGCACAUGAAUUAUUGAGAUGUAACCCUGGAUCAAUAGUAAAAGUUAAAGUGGAUAAUGACAAUGGUGAGACAACAUUUCAGAGGUUCUACGUUUGUUUGAAAGCUUGCAAGGUUAGCUUCCUCUCUUGUAGGCCAUUUAUUGGUUUGUAUGGAUGUUUUUUGAAAGGAAAGUAUAAGGGAGAGUUAUUAACAGCUAUUGGUAGAGAUCUUAAUGACCAGAUGUUACCUCUGGCAUAUGCAAUUGUUGAAGUAGAGAACAAAGAUAGUUGGACAUGGUUUUUGGAGUUGUUGAUAGAAGAUCUUGGGGGUGCUGAAGGUUUACUGCCAGCUAUGUCUGAACUUUUACCUGGGGUAGAGCACAGAUUUUGCAUGCGACACUUAUAUGCAAAUUUUAGGAAAAUGUUUUCUGGGCAAAACUUGAAGAAUCUGAUGUGGAAGGCUGCUGCAAGUAUUGGUCUAGAUCUAGAUUUACAGGUCGAGCACUUUGUGAUACACUAA